Messenger RNA from Nothobranchius furzeri (turquoise killifish), 7662 nucleotides. RefSeq names its product solute carrier family 17 member 6b (gene slc17a6b). Gene Ontology annotation, biological process: monoatomic anion transport; transmembrane transport; neurotransmitter loading into synaptic vesicle. Gene Ontology annotation, molecular function: neurotransmitter transmembrane transporter activity; L-glutamate transmembrane transporter activity. Gene Ontology annotation, cellular component: excitatory synapse; synaptic vesicle membrane. Lineage: Eukaryota; Metazoa; Chordata; Actinopteri; Cyprinodontiformes; Nothobranchiidae. The record is from RefSeq and is a predicted model, not a curated record.
GAUGAACCUGCGCUCUCCACAGGAGACGCCAGACAGCCUCCUUUAUUUAUUGCAUCUACUCCCCCGAACCCGUCUUUCCUCUCCCUCUCCCUCUCUCCCUCUCUAUAUUGUUACUUUUAUUUUCUAUGCAUUACAUCUCUUUGUUUCCCUUUUUUAACGGCUACAGUAAAGUCAGCCUCACGCCGGCUUUUAGUUUUUCACCGUGAUGGCACUUUGCGCGGCUGCUGUGGCAGGAGAAGAGCUGCUGCUUCUGCUGCUGCUGGAGGAAGGCGCACAGCUCCUCUGAGUUUCUGUCUCUGUGACAAGCUGCUUUCGUUUGCAUUUAUAUAUUUUUUAAUUCUCGUCGCGUUUAAAACUAGAGCCGUCGCUUCUCUGGGCUCACAUUCUGCACACCUUGUUUGCUGCUUUCCCGUUAGCCGCUGCAGUCGGCCAUCCUGCGCUGUGGCACGAUGCUGAGGCAGUAAAACACCUCCAGAGAAAACAAGCCGACGUUCAGAAACUGGAUAUGGAGUCCAUCAAGAUGAGAGCCACGGCGGGGGUGAAGGAGAUCGCGGGGAAAACCCUGGGUCAGAUUCACAGGGUGAUGGAGAGAAGACAGAAGACCGGAGAGGUGAUCGAGCUGACGGAGGAUGGGCGGCCCCGAGAGGCCGCGGAGAAGAAACCCCCGCUGUGCGACUGCACGUGCUUCGGGCUGCCCCGCCGCUACAUCAUCGCCAUCAUGAGCGGUCUGGGCUUCUGCAUCUCCUUCGGCAUCCGGUGUAACCUGGGCGUGGCCAUAGUGAGCAUGGUCAACAACAGCACAGUGCACCAGAACGGCAAGAUCAUCAUCAAGGAGAAAGCCAAGUUCAACUGGGACCCGGAGACGGUGGGAAUGAUCCAUGGAUCUUUUUUCUGGGGCUACAUCGUGACACAAAUCCCGGGAGGAUACAUCUCCUCAAGGCUGGCAGCUAACAGGGUAUUUGGGGCAGCCAUUGUCCUCACCUCCACCCUCAACAUGUUCAUCCCCUCUGCUGCUCGAGUCCACUACGGCUGCGUCAUAUUUGUCAGGAUAUUACAAGGCCUGGUGGAGGGAGUGACCUACCCAGCCUGCCAUGGUAUCUGGAGCAAAUGGGCUCCGCCUCUGGAGAGGAGUCGUCUGGCAACCCUCUCUUUUUGUGGUUCUUAUGCUGGUGCUGUGAUAGCGAUGCCUCUGGCUGGGAUCCUGGUCCAGUACACAGGAUGGUCUUCCGUGUUCUAUGUCUACGGGUGCUUUGGCAUUUUCUGGUACAUGUUCUGGAUCCUGGUGUCUUACGAGAGCCCGGCUGAACAUCCCUCCAUCACUGACGAGGAGCGCUGCUACAUUGAGGAGAGUAUUGGAGAAAGUGCCAAGCUGAUGGGUCCUUCAGAGAAGUUUAAGACGCCCUGGAGGAAGUUCUUCACCUCGAUGCCUGUCUAUGCAAUCAUUGUGGCAAACUUCUGCAGGAGCUGGACGUUCUACCUGCUGCUCAUCAGCCAGCCUGCAUACUUUGAGGAAGUGUUUGGCUUUGAGAUAAGUAAGGUCGGUAUCCUCUCUGCCCUCCCACACUUAGUGAUGACUAUCAUCGUGCCCAUUGGCGGUCAGCUGGCUGACCACCUGCGCAGCAAGAACAUCCUGACGACGACCACUGUCAGGAAAAUCAUGAACUGUGGAGGAUUUGGCAUGGAGGCCACGCUGCUGCUGGUGGUCGGGUAUUCCCACAGCAAAGGAGUGGCUAUUUCCUUCCUUGUGCUUGCAGUGGGCUUCAGUGGAUUUGCUAUAUCAGGUUUUAACGUGAACCACCUGGAUAUUGCUCCUCGCUAUGCUAGCAUCCUGAUGGGCAUCUCUAAUGGAGUUGGGACUCUGUCUGGGAUGGUGUGCCCGCUGAUCGUUGGUGCUAUGACAAAGAAUAAGACUCGAGAGGAGUGGCAGUAUGUGUUCCUGAUAGCCUCCUUGGUUCACUACGGAGGGGUGGUGUUCUACGGGAUCUUUGCAUCUGGAGAGAAACAGCCUUGGGCCGACCCAGAGCUGACCAGCGAGGAGAAAUGCGGCUUUAUCGACGAAGACGAGUUGGCAGAAGAGACGGGCGACAUCAACCAGAGUUACGCUGCUUUUGGGGGUCCUGCCAAAACGUACGGUGCCACCACGCAGGUGAACGGAGGCUGGGCCACCGGCUGGGAGAAAACAGAGGAGUACGUACAGGAGGAAGCACAAGAAGGAGGUUACGGAUACAGGCAGGACGAGGGGUAUUCUUAGACCAAAAAAAAACAAAAAAAAAACACACAAAGUCACCCACGCAUAAGCUGACUUGUUUUCCUCUUUGUGCAUCAGUUUUAGCCAUGAGAUUGUCAAAAAAUGAGAAAAAGCUACAAUCCAUUGUUGUAUUGUUUGCACAAAUUCUACAAAUGCUUAAAAAACUAAAAAAUUAUCAACUCAAUGUAAAAAUGACCGACAUAUAUGAAUAUAUAAAAUAAUGAUGAAUAGAGGUGUAGCGCAUAUCAAAUUGGCAGUAGGUAAAUGUACUAAUAUGCAUAUUGAUAAUAGAUAUAUUUAUUUGGAGUGCAAUUGUGUGUAAACGUGAUCAUUUUCACUCCAUCGGCUGAUACUUCCCGUUCACUUUGAAGCCUGCAGGAUCAGCUAGAAGAAAGCCCAUCAGAGUUGAUGGUCAUAGGUCAGAUUACAGCCCAACAUGGCUGCCCUGGAAACACCAUCUAGAGCGUACUGUAACUACUGUGUCCUUUCAAAAUACGCUUUUGUUUGUUUUCUUAUCACUGAUGUCUGUCUGUAAUUGACCUAGAUUAAAGAGGUGACGCUCAACACAUGAUGACGUUAAACACGCAUGAUGUCACGCGUCAUCACUGCAGUACCCGUGCACGUCUGCAGCCCUCAGCAGAGACUUCGACAUCAUCACGUUUCACCAGUGAAGUGCAAUCACGUUUUUUAUUUUACAUAAUACUGCCAAGUGACCAAAAGUCUGGCUGUUUCAAUACAAAAAAAAAAAGAUUUGUUUUAAUCAAAAAUAAAAUAUUUAUGUUUAAAUAUAUAAAUAUGAAUUUAUGAUUUAAGGGACCAUGAUGCUAAUAGUGAAAUAUGGCCUUCAGAAAGGGUUUGUGCAAUGCUAAAACGAUAGGAAUUAACAGACUGGUAUCGGGAUUUGGUCAGAUGCAGAAAAGUGAGAUAAAUAUAUUUAAAAUGCGUUGAAAGUGACGGUUGAGAGUUUUUACACUGAGAUUUGUUAAAAAGUGGUAGAUGGUUCUCUGAAGGAUCUGAGUUUGGAGAAUAAAUAAUGUUUUGAAUCAAACUAACCAGCUGAAUAACCACUAGUAACUCAGUACAUUUACGUGUGCAUCUAGGUCGAUUUAAAGUAAUCCAUUUGGAGCCUUUAUCCUAGUUCAUAUUUACGUCAGACACCCAAACUCUCAAAUGAAGUCAGUUCCACUCCGGUACAGUAGGUGGCGACAUGAACCCGUUGUGUCGACAUUCUUCCAGGUUAGCUUAUAGCAACACAGAUAGUCAACAAAUGCCGGCGGGCGUGACACGAAGUUAAAACAGGAUUUGCCGAAGGAAUGGAGGAGAACAACACUACAGCACAGCUCAUUUGGUACAUACUGUACCGUUUCAUGGUGUUACACGUGUUACUUUGUGGUGAUAAUAUCAUCUAGUGAUGUGACGUUCAUGAACAAAUCAGAUCUUUUGAAUGGGUUUUCAAAGUGAAUGAUGAGAGCCGAGUCCCUGUAGAGAGCCGUUCAUCUUGUCUUCCGGCAACAAACCUCCCCGGAAGUCUGUAAAGCGCACCCGCUCAAACCCCACCCACCGCUCUCUUGGCUUCACUUCGUUCAAAGGAGCCAGUCUUUUAAAUGGAAACAUACAACAACUAUACAACAACUCUAUGACAACUUGAUUAUUAUUAUUAUUCUGAGCUACUACAGCAAUCAAUUUCCCUCUGGGAUUACUAAAGUAUUUUUGAAUUUAAUGGAAUUUGAACUGAAUUGAGGUAAACGAUCGACUAAUGAACGGCUCCCAUGAAAGAGCCAUAAAUCCCAUCACUAAUGUUAUGGGAAGACCACUUCCACGGUCUCUUCACUUCCGGAACCUACUGGUACCAGCUCGACUGAGCCGUUUACAUGUAGGUGCAGUCGGUUUCCCACUGCAUAGGGAGCCAAAGUCACGCCCGUCUACUUCCGCACCAUGGGUCCCGGAAGAACAAAAAAAUGAACGCAAGUCAGUGAAGCUAAAAACGUUAUUUUCUAAUUCCGCGUGUUUAUUUGCCAUGGAUUUCACAUAUAAUGUCCGUGAAUUGUAAAGACGCAUUUUGAUACCAAGAAAGCACUUCUUUUCAAACGGGAGACAUGUUAUUUGGGGUUUUGUGUGAAAUAAGAGUAGGACUACAAAUGUGCAUCACGAAAGUGACGUCAUCAAACCAGACACGGGGAAAACUGAAAGAACAUGGCUGUAAGUUCAGCAAACUUCAAAUGCUUCUUUCAGGAAGAAAGAACCACCAUAAAUCUCACCGUGUGGUGAGUAGCAGCUACGCUAGGGAAGAGGAGAUUAUGCGACGUACCGACAUCCUAUUUGUAGUCAUGCUAAUUACAAACUUUUACAAACUGAUAAAUCUCAAAGUAUGUGACUAGCGUGGACAAAACACACUUUGUUACUUAAUUUUAUCAGAAAAUAGCUUUUUUAGCCCCGUGGUCUUGCAUUUAUCAUUUUUUUCAUUCUUCUGGGGACCCGUGAGCUGACCGGAAAGGGAGGAGACUUAAGAUUGGUUUAUGCUUGACGCAUUUACUUUCCGCUUGGUGAUGCGGUUCACGGAUGGAACGCGCUUCACAACUUGCAGCGUUUAUGGUUCGUGCGGCUUGUCUCUGCGGUGAGCCAAUAUUUUCCCAAACUGUAGGGGGCAGCAUGGAGCUCUAUGGCAUGCAUCCAACACUACACCAUAGUAGAAGUAAAAAUUACUGUUUACAACAUGGCAUUCCAGCAUUUUUUAACAGCGUCCUCGUCUUUUCCGACAGUGCGAGCUAUUUCUCUCCAAGAAUUAUUAACAACAUGUUGAUCACGGUGAUCUCUGAGAGCUGAAUCAUACAAAUGUCUGUAUUUAAGAACCUCUGCCAUAACUAGUUCUUUCCAGUCCGCCAUGUUUUUCCGUGUUCGACUGUCCGCAAGGUUAGAAAAUUUCCUAAGUGCGCGAUGCGGAAAGUUUGGACCGUGCGGAGGCGCGGUGGAGGGAUGUGGCUGUUAAAAUGAUGCAAUUUAGCCGCACGGAGCCGUGCGAACCUCGCGGACGCAUCAAGCAAAAACCAAACUUUAGGCUCCCUAUUAUCAGGGUGUUUCAGCAUGAUUAGAACCAGUUCACCUUCAGACUAAUGUGUUUACAUGCAUUUAAAAAAAAGUCCAUCUAUUUAGUUCAAUAGUUUUGUUUUCAGAUGCAAGCACUGAGUGACCAAACUGGAUAACUACAGUCUUCAAUCCAAACAUUCUAAAGUGUAGCUCGCGCAUCUUUAGUUCAUUUCAGAUCUUCCAGCUGUUAUCAGCUGCUAGCUUAGAGUAAAACUACAUGUUAGCAUGAACAGAUCUUUUAUGUUGCUUUAGGAUGGCAUAAAUCCUCUAGCAUUUCACUCAAAGUGGCCUUUAGCUCAUUAGCUAACUAACCUCAACUUUCCCAAACUGAAAUGAUUCAAACAACUUUCUACUACAGGUUAAGGCUUCACUUUUCCACAUAAACCCAAUCAUAAAGCUCUAAACUGUCUUUUUUUAAGCAGGGAUAUCAGUGGAAUGAGCCAUUAGAUGAGCUGGUGCGCAUAAAGCUCACGGAAACAAAAGAUUUUAUAAACAUCCAGCUAAUCUGCCCAAUCAGUCACAUCUCUUGAUGUCUACGUUUUGAGUAUUAACAACCCAAACUUUAUUUUUGUAGAUUUCUGGUGUAUUUGUUUAAUUAUUUGUGUAACAGAGAAAAGGAAAUUGGUUUUGAUGUAAAACCUCGUGACAAAUGAUACUAGGAAAAAAACGGUAAUACUUUACAAUUAGGGUCCAUUAAUUACUGUUACUUAAUGCAUUAUUAAGCCUUAAAUAAAAUAUCAAAUAAAGUAUUAACAACUAGUUAAUAUUAAUGUCAAUAUUAAGUAAUGCAUUACUAAGCAGACACACACACCCGGCCCUUUAUCCUAACCUUAAGGACACUAAAUAGUUAUCAGGAACGUUAAUGAAGGGAACCUUUGAUUAUUAAUGCUUAAUAAUGCAUUAAGAAAUGUUAAUAAUGGGACCCUUAUUGUAAAGUGUUACCAAAUAUUCUAAUGGGGUCUGGUUCUGGUUUCUUUGUUCUCCUUGUGUGAAUGCUGCCAACAGCAAAUAAAAUUUUUUGAAAAGAGGCAGAAAAAAUUGUUUUUCUGAUUAAUCUUUCAGAUUAAAUAUUUCUGAUUAAUCAUUUCUGAUUAAACAAAAUAAUCAAAGUUUCAAACAUUCCCAAACAAGCGUUUUAUAUUUGAUUACAUCUAUGUUGCAUAAAUAAGACAUUUUAUUCAGUGUGUGCAAUGACUUGUUUUUCCAUUAAUGAAUGGAGAAUUUUAUAAAUCACAAUAAAAGACUACUUGUGUGGAAUGAAGCAACUAAAUCCACCAGGAUUACACUUUUUGUUUUCACACCGAGGAGAUCUGACGGGGGCCUAAACGUUUAAUUGACCACGCUUCUGUGGAGAGCUGUAACGACUAGAUUUGUGUGGGUGUGUAUUUAUGCAUGGGACAAGUAAAACGUGUUGUUCGUUCAUCUGUUUCCUUUUAUUUGGCCUUUUGUCGUUGUGUCAGAAACUGUUACCGUUGUUUCAAUUUGUUUGCAACCAAAGGUGAAAUCAAGCUUUGUUUUAGCUGAAAGUCCAAUAAUGUUGAGGCAGAACAGGCCACCAGCAGCGUGGUUCUGACCCGCAGAACCCGCAGCGUGCUCAUGGUACCGAACAUGACUCGGUGUACAAAGCAAUAAACCUUCAGUAACAGCUCUGGUCAAACGUCAUGGAUGGUUUUUGUUUCACAAUUUUUUUCUUUCAAAGUUGUGUCUUUUGUGAUAACAAAUGUAGAAAAAAAUAAUAUAAAUAUACAUAUAUACAUAUAUAUAUAUAUGUACAAAGAACUAGUAAUAGAGUCCAACACCAACGGCGUAGACGUUCGUGCCAGGGCUGCUCACCAGAUGAGAAUGAUAACAAGAGCUCCAUCUGAGAGGUGGACGCUCUUCUUCAUGUUCUUGUUUUUGUUCUUUGAUGUGCUCCUCACUGUGCUGCUGUCCUAACCCGAACCCUAUCUGCAUUUAGCUGGACUUGUGUCUUUGAUUCUGUGGCUGUCACCCCCCCCCCCCCCACACACACACACGUUUCUCCUCCUGUAGAGCAUCUCACUGUCACCCUUUUCACCCACAUUUUGGAUCAAAUCUAAACCUGCGGUUUGGACAAACGACCAACCUGAAAUAGUGAGACGUUUCCUGUUUUUGUGCCUCUGAAGUUACAGUGUGAUUCUAUGGCUUCUGUUGCUGUGUACAUGGAGAGGUUUGUUGAUGUCAAAAUGAAAUAUUCUAUUUCUUUUUUGAUAAAAAAAAAUGAACAGAUCCGUGUUUGUUCUUAGUAUUUGUACGGACAAGUGCAGACAUGCAAAGCAUCAGAUGACAUUAAAGGACGUACGAUGAGUGGA